Messenger RNA from Symbiodinium necroappetens, 1295 nucleotides. NCBI's taxonomy places the organism in Eukaryota, Dinophyceae, Suessiales, Symbiodiniaceae. The record is from the annotation of a GenBank genome assembly.
GCCUACGGCGCUAGUGCCUACUCCCUGUAUGGCUGGGGAUCAGGCUACAGGAGCUGGAACGUCUCGCACCCGGACUUAGGCCUGGCCUGCCAGCCCGGCACGGUUUUUGCUGAUGCUUACCAGGGGUACCAGUACGCGCAGCGCGACUACGCCACAGAGAAGCCGGAGAAUUACAUGGCCUUCGUGCAGCAGCACGUCAGGGAGGGUAAGAACGGCACGGAGGUGAUCCUCAGCAAUAACAUGUGUCAAGACCGACACGUUGAUGAUCUGCUCCUUUGCAUCGAGUCCUGGCUUGCACGGCAGUAUGGACGAAGCGGCGCCCAGCCGUGGCAGCUGGGAACUGUGGAUCUCUCGUUGAACGGGCUGUCCGACGACAGCGUCGCCCGCAUUGCGGACCGGCUUCGGCAGCUGCAUGUUCGAGUACGAUGCUUGGACUUGACGGGAAACAAAGCCGCGACGAAAGGCCUCGCGGCAUUGGAAGCCUAUCUCUGGAACUGCUCGGAGCCGUUUCAAGAGAUCUCUCUUGCAGACAACGAGAUUCCUGUGGAGGCCGGCUCAGGCGAGGAGAAUCCGGUCUCCUCCUUCCUGCGCUGCCUUUACAACCACCCAAACUAUCCGCGGAAGACCAGUUCCGACGCCGGCGUCUUGAUCCACCCUCUUGUUCUCCGCCUGGGAAAGAACCGGAUCGGGGACCUUCCGGGGCUCCUCCGAGACAUCCGGAGCAAGGUGGGCGGCCGGGCCCGCUUCUGCCGGUCCGCGGAGGCCUACAAAGAGCCCGAGUCGGAGGAGUUCCUGUCCGUGCACAUCGCGGACCUGCCCGAAAGCGGAGAAGCGGAAGACCCGGAGACAGCCGAGGACUCGGCCUGGAAGCGGCGCCAGCGCCGCCGCAAGGCGAAGGAGCUGAGCGCCAAGGACGAGAAGGACCCAAAGGAGAGCCCGAAGUCUGAGGAGAGCGAGGAGGAGAAGCCUCGCAAGACGGAGGAAUCCAAGGAAGGCAAGAAGAAGAAGGCGAAGAAGGAGAACGGGAAGACCAAGAAGAAAAAGAAGAAGAGAAGCAAGCGGAAUGUCUCGGAAGAGGAGAACGGCAAGGAGCAGACGCAGACAGGUCCCGGUUCGGAGGCGGAAACGGAGGAAGGCGAGGAAGAGAACAGCGACGAGGUCGCGGACGCGACGGAGCUGGGAGUGGCCUCCGAACCCGAGGCCGUCGAGCCGGAGGUGGAGGAGGUGGAGGAGGCGGAGGAGGUGGAGGAGCCGGAGGUUCCUUCGAAAGAAGCCGAGGGCCAGGGCUCCUCCCA